This is a messenger RNA of Sorghum bicolor (sorghum), 1364 nucleotides long. RefSeq lists its product as uncharacterized. The record is from RefSeq and is a predicted model, not a curated record. The transcript is spliced from 5 exons. NCBI's taxonomy places the organism in Eukaryota, Viridiplantae, Streptophyta, Magnoliopsida, Poales, Poaceae. Bases 141 to 1010 code for a protein of 289 amino acids.
GCUGCGGGCUGCCGCCGCUACUCCCAGCUCCACUCCACCUCACGAGUCUCGCACCUCCCUCCCCCUCCUUUUUAGGGGGGAAGAGAAAGCAACGAAACGCCGAGAGAGAGGCGAGCGAGCGAGCGGAGCGGGAGGAAGAGAUGGAGCGGGCGGCGCCGGUGAGGAGCUCCCACACCUCCACGGCCGACCUACUCUCGUGGCCGCAGCCCCAGGGCCACGCCCCGGCCGCCACGCCGUCGCCGCCGCGCAGGCCCGGCCAGCCGUCGGAGGCUAUCAGGAAGGUGGUGUUCGGGGGCCAGGUCACCGAGGAGGAGGCCGACAGCCUCACCAAGAGGAAGCCGUGCUCCGCGCCCAAGUGGAAGGAGAUGACGGGGAGCGGCAUAUUCGCUGCCGGGAGCAAUGGCGACGCUGGGGAGGCAGCUGCUGCCGCCGCGAAGCCCGCCCGAACCGCCUCGCGCCAGGCGAUCAGUACUGUAAGCCACAUCUCGUUUGCUGAGGAUGGAACUGAUCCUCCCAAAAAGCCCACUUCAGUAGCUGAGGUGGCAAAGCAGCGUGAGCUUAGUGGUACUCUUCAAAGCGAGGCAGAUAGUAAGAUGAAGAAGCAGAUAUCAAAUGCAAAAUCCAAGGAGCUCAGCGGCCACGACAUCUUUGCUGAUACUCCGGAUUCCAGGUCUAACAGGGCAAGGAACUCAUCAAAUGGCAGCACAGCAUCACACACACCUGUGAAAAAUACAAACGCAAGCACCUUCUCGUUUGGAGAGGCCAACACUGACAGCGCGCCAAAGACAGCAAAGAAGAUAACUGGCAAGAAGGUCAACGACCUCACCGGCAAUGACAUCUUCAAGGGAGAUGCGCCACCAGCUUCUGCAGAGAAGCAUCUGAGCACCGCAAAGCUGAAGGAGAUUACUGGAAGCAACAUUUUUGCAGAUGGUGGGAAGGAGCCAAUCCGUGAGCGUGUAGGUGGAAACCGCAAACCUCCUGGCGGCGAGAGCAGCAUUGCGCUGAUUUAGCAUAUCCUGGAAUGGUGAUGGACCCUGUCUUAGUCCGGGACUCCGUGUCGACCCCCUAUAGGAGGAUGUCGAUGAGGAAGGCUGUUGGAUCGUCAGUUUGGUGUCUUGUUCUUGAUCAUGAUCCGGCAGUGAAGAGCCCUGUUUUAGUCCUGAUGAUGAUCUAGUUUAACUGUUGGUGUGUGCAUGUUUGGUUUGGUUGUGAGAUACAGAUACCCAUGCCAUUCUCAUGUCAGUGUGUAGUGUGUACGGUUGAUAUGUUUUUUACAAAUAAUAACUUGAGUCUGAACCGAGCUCACGUCUUGCACCAUCAAAUUACUAGCAACAGUGUAUGUACCAAGCGUUUUCAAUUUGCAA